Molecule: messenger RNA, 1993 nt
Organism: Oreochromis niloticus (Nile tilapia)
Lineage: Eukaryota; Metazoa; Chordata; Actinopteri; Cichliformes; Cichlidae
Gene: cldn15la
Product: claudin 15-like a
Exons: 5
Coding region: 219-869 (216 amino acids)
Cellular component (GO): membrane; bicellular tight junction
Molecular function (GO): structural molecule activity
Source: RefSeq, a predicted model, not a curated record
ACAUAACAGGACAUAACUGAAAGAGCGAGACCAGAGCCUCCAUCACCUCCAGCCUGUUUCUGACUACCUGAAGGCUUCAGCUUAGAGGACACAGAGUUACUCCCUGUUAAUACUUGGUGAAACGUUGCUGUUGUUAGGCUAUUUGCGGUAGCUGGAUUUUUUGGGAGAGUUGCUAUAGUUUUUUUUUCAAGUAAUUUUUGCGGAAACAUCCUGUAAUCAUGUCGACAGCAGUGGAAGCGGUCGGGUUCAUCAUGUGCAUAAUCAGCUGGCUGGUUAACGGUGCAGCGCUGGUUAACGACUACUGGAAGGUUUCCACCGUGUCCGGCAGCGUCAUCAUCUCUCAGAGGCAGUUUGAAAACUUAUGGCACGCCUGUGCUGAGAACAGCGCUGGAAUCGCCGAAUGCCGGGACUUUGAAUCGAUGCUGGCCCUCCCCGUUCAUGUACAGGCCUGUCGUGCCCUGAUGAUCAUCUGUCUGCUGCUCGGCCUCGGCUCCAUGAUUGUCGCUCUGCUUGGACUCAAGUGCAUCAAGAUCGGCUCAACCACCGAACAAUCCAAGGCCAAGAUCGCCACCACUGGAGGAAUCCUGAGCAUCCUCGCCGGUCUCAGCUGCAUGGUAGCUGCUUCCUGGUACGCAGCCAGAGUGGUUAAUGACUUCAAUGACCCGUUCUACGGUGGAAUGAAGUUCGAGCUCGGCACCGGCCUCUACAUGGGAUGGGCUGGAGCCUCUCUGGCCAUGCUGGGCGGAGCUUUUCUCUGCUCUGCGUGUAAGAGAGCGUCACCAAAGAAAGGCGGUUAUUAUGGAAAUGCACCACAGAAGGUCUACACGCCCACCGCCAAAUCAGAACCAGACGCCAAAGCUUACGUCUAAACGCAAACUUUGUGCUUUGGAUGGUCCCCACAAUGUCAUAACAACGAGAUCAUACAGUGUAUACAGUACUGAGUGUCUGUAUACACUUUAUACUCAGACCAGUGUUCUUUGUUUUACUGUCAUUUUUUUCUUACCUGUUUUUGAAAAAAAAACUUAAAUCUUAGAAAAUCACAAAGUUUAUAGAUGAUAUUGAUAGAUAUAACUGUUUGUGAAUCUGGAAACCCUGUGUGCAGUUCGUUUUUAUCGGAAUAAAGUUUGUAUUACAUAAGAAAUUGAGAUGCCUGGGUUAUUUUUUAACCACGAUACUUACACUGAAUCCAAAUCUUCUUCAUGGAUAUUACAUUUCUAUACAAACAUUCAUGUACUGUAUAUUUAUUUGGUAUUUUAAAAUGUUCAGAUAUGAAUCCUGACAGGUACAUCUCACCUCUUUAAACUUCCGUAAAAUCCACUGAUUUAGCAUUAAAUUAAAGCAGUAAAUAUAAACACACAGAGAAAACUGUAAAAAUUGAAUUCAUUUAAAGUAGUUGUAAUUUUCAUGGGAUGUUUUUUGUACUAGUUUUGCUUCUGUUUGUGUUCUUUGUUUUCAUUGCUUUCUCGUCUCUUUUGUGCUUUUUUAAAAUGUGAUUUUGAAUAAUUUUGAAAGAUGUGUAAACGAUCCUACAGAAAACAAAAUGACAUGCAGUUAAAUUUGUUUAAAAUUGUAUAUUACUGUUUUCUGCUCAACAGUCCAGAGAUACUAAAACUACUGUCAUGUAAAGUGCUCUGCUCUGAUUUUCACUUCUUUGUGCUUUAAUAUUGAGUUAAAUGAUGCUUACAGCAGUGUUACAUGUAGCUUCUCCACCAGCUGGUUAAUGAAGAAUGUUGAAGCUGAACUUUGUGUUUAUUACAGCAGACAUUGUUAGUUAGGUUGCCUGUAAUGAAGAAACUAAUGGACACUAAUAAGAUGGCGGCUCAGUUUUAACCCAAUAAUAUCCUGGAGUGCAUAAAAUGUGGACUUCGGAUUGUAUUGUUAAAGUUUUGCAGCUUCUCCUUCUGUUGAAGACCUCCACCCGGGCCACUGAUACUGCCCAAAGUAAUUAAGUCACAAAUAAACAGUUAAAUGGCAGAACAGUUGCUAUUUUUUA